AUGAUUCCUAUCAUAUCAACUGAUUAUGAAUCAUCUGCUGAAGCUAUAAAUGGUGGGAAAUAUAAUUAUCACGGGACAUACGUUAAUGAAGAAUCAUCCGUUCAAGACUCAACAGAUAACUUAACAACUUCUAAAGUGUCCGAAAUCACAGAACAAACACAAUCUAAUUCAUUUCAGAAUAACGAUAAUAAUAUACAUGCAUCUGAAGUAUCUUGCUCUACUACGUCAUCAAAUUUGGAUAAUGUUACUUCCAAUGAGACUAAGGUUGGAAAUCAUUCAUUAAUAACUAGUGAUAAUAAUUUACUACCUCAGUUAACUUUACAUUCCUUGGCAUAUCGUUCCCCUGCUCCAUUUUGGUACGAACCAUUAGCUAUGGCGGCAAACCAUGCAUGCGAUUAUACAAUUAAAAUUACUUUAGAAAUGGCUAAAUCUGGUAAAGCUCCUAGACCAGUCCGUGUGUAUGCUGAUGGAGCGUAUGAUAUGUUUCAUUCUGGCCAUGCUCGUCAGUUAAUGCAAGCGAAGUGUGCCUUCCCUGACACUUACCUUAUUGUUGGUGUCUCUAAUGAUGCAGAUGUUCACCAUUAUAAGAAACACAAGAUUGAUUUUGUUGCACAUGAUGACAUUCCAUACGCAUCACCUGAUAGUGAAGAUGUGUACAAACCAUUGAAAGAUGCUGGCAUGUUUCUUGUAACUCAACGUACAGAAGGAAUUUCUACUACUGAUGUAAUCGGACGUAUUGUACGUGAUUAUGAUGUUUAUUUAAGAAGAAAUAUACGACGUGGUUUGUCCAGAAAAGAUUUAAACAUUAGUUAUAUGAAAGAAAAAAGUAUUCAAUUACAAGAUAAUCUUGAAAACAUGAUGAAACGUGGUUCUACUUUUAUUCAAAAUUUUGAUAGUAAACGUCGUGAAUUUGUUGAUCAAUUAGAAGAUAUUUCACAUGAAGUUGUUCGUUCAUUUAUGCGUAUUUUUGGUUCUGAUGGUCAUUUACGUCAUUGGUGGUCAUCACGUCGUUGUAAAAGACCUAUAUCGUCAUUGAAUUCAACUUUUUAUACACCCCAAACAUCACCAACAUGUAGCGCUAGCGAAGAUGAUGAUGAUGAUGAGUCGGAAGAACCAUAUAGUAAAAAGUCAAGAAAAUGUUAUAGUAUGACAAUGUAUGGAUCAAAUUCCAGUAGUUCAUUUACUGAUUCUGAUGAACAGAUUAAUGAACAAAGAAUAUUAUGUAAAAAAAGACCACGUAUCACUGGUGAUGAUUACCUAUCAACAUUUCAAACUGAAACUACCUUAACUAAGAAUACUACUACUAUAAACAGAUUUACGAAUGAAACUCGACGUAAUUCCUUCUCUCGACAAGGACCUAAAAGUGAACCUAAGUCACGUAGAAACAAUUACCGCAGUCUACGUUAUUGCACAGAAAGAAAUUAA
Molecule: messenger RNA, 1425 nt
Organism: Schistosoma mattheei
Lineage: Eukaryota; Metazoa; Platyhelminthes; Trematoda; Strigeidida; Schistosomatidae
Source: the annotation of a GenBank genome assembly